Messenger RNA from Ictidomys tridecemlineatus (thirteen-lined ground squirrel), 645 nucleotides. Lineage: Eukaryota; Metazoa; Chordata; Mammalia; Rodentia; Sciuridae. The record is from RefSeq and is a predicted model, not a curated record.
GGAAGCAGCGCGCGGCGGCGGCGAUGGCAGCGGCCGGGGCGCGGGGGCGCGGGGAGCCGGUGGAGCCGGGCGCACCGGGCCGCCGGGCCCUGUACUUCUGCGGGAGCAUCCGUGGCGGACGCGAGGACCGGGCUUUGUACGCGCGGAUCGUAUCCCGGCUGCGGCGCUUCGGGGCAGUGCUCACCGAGCACAUGGCGGCGGCCGAGCUAGGCGCGCGUGGAGAAGAGGCUGCUGGGGGCGACAGGCUCAUCCAUGAGCGAGACUUGGCCUGGCUGCAGCAGGCAGAUGUGGUCGUGGCUGAAGUGACACAGCCAUCCUUGGGUGUAGGCUAUGAGCUGGGCCGGGCUGUGGCCCUCAAUAAGCAAAUCCUGUGCCUGUUUCGCCCACAGUCUGGCCGAGUGCUUUCAGCCAUGAUCCGGGGAGCAGCAGACGGCUCAAGGUUCCAGGUGUGGGACUAUGAAGAGGGAGAGGUGGAAGCCAUUCUGGAUCGAUACUUUGAGACUGAUCCUCCUGAGCAGGUGGCUGUCUCUGAUGACCCAACUGCCUGACUUAAGCCCACUUUACUAAAACCUUCUGACUGAAACUGCUGUAGUUAUCAUUCCUGCCUUUAGCCCAGUAGCAAAUUAAAAGAAUUGUUUAAAAUUC